AUGGGGUCUUUGACAGUCGAAUUUGUGAAAAUGGAUGGUGGAGACAAUUGCGUGUAUCACGUGGAGAGUGGCACAGAAAGUGCCAGUCAACAACAAUCGGCGGAGAAUGGGGAAGAGCUGGAGCUGGGCGGACAGGCGGCGAUGGUGGAGGGGCGCGCGGAGGCCGAGGCGAACGGCGGCGCGGCGGGCGCGGGCGGCGAGGCCCUGUCCUUCUGCGACGAGCGCCUGCCCGGCGCCGCGCUGCAGGCGCUGCACCUGAUGCAGCGCUCGCGGCGCUUCUGCGACGUGGUGCUGCACGUGGGCGGCGGCGCCGAGCUGCACGCGCACCGCGCCGUGCUCGCCGCUGCCAGCCCGCACCUGCUCGAGCUGUUCAGCGCCGACGAGGAGGUGAAGGGGCACCAGGUGGCGUCUGUGUACCGUGCGGCGUCGCUGCUGCGCAUGGACCGCUGCGCCAGGGAGUGCGCGCGCCACCUCCUGCGCCACCUCACCGUCGACAACUGCCUGCAGACGCGCGCGCUGCCCGGCCUGGCGCACGACCGCGCCUUCGCCGAGCAGAUCGACGCCUUCAUUGCUCGCGAGUUUGAUGCUGUCUCGAAAUCAAAGAUUCUCCUUUCUCUGGUUUGUGUACGUGUGGAAGUGUUGAACCAGACCCGCCAGGAAAUGUCUUUGGUGGUGGGUGAUUCUAUUAGUCGGCUGGCUCUUGAUUGGAUGAAGCGUCAGUUUGCAGAUGAUGAUAAUCUGCAAUUGGACAAACUUACUGAGAAGACUCACUUGCUGUAUCUAGCAAUGGACAAUUCGCUUCAGGACUGUACAGAAAUGCCCACUAGUGAUCUCAGUGACACAGAAAUUGUGCAAGAUUACAAGAAACUAUCACUAAAGAACCAUACUAAUACAAAGCAAAAUAAACGCAAGACACAAUUGCAGCCUGCCAAACCACGUGUGUUGAUUUAUUCACGUGACAUUGGGCCUCGUACUAAUCAGGAGAAAGAUGAUGAUUGGAAGCUUAUUGCUGCUACGAAAGUUGGAGAACACAAUUUCUUGGCCCUUGUUGUUUUAAAUGGCUAUUUGACAACAUUGUCAGUUCAACUGAGGUGCAGCCAACCCCUUUCCCCUUCACCUGUGGCCACCCCUAUCACGAGCCGGCCGGCCAGUGAAGAGAAACCAGACCUUUAUUGUGUGAUGCCAAACAUGAGUUCAGUCAAAUGUGCUGUGGGAUGUGCCAACCUGAACAAUUCUCUGCUUGUGUGCGGAGGCUAUGAUCGCGCAGAGUGUCUGCGCAUUGUGGAGGCCUAUGAUCCUCAACACAACAGUUGGGCUUCUCUGCCUCCCAUGCGUGAGCCACGUGGGCGCUUUGAUAUUGCUGUAGUUCGCGGGAAGGUGUAUGCUGUUGGUGGGAGCAAUGGGUCCUCUGAAUUGAGCACAGUGGAAGUGUUUGACCCGGAGCGGCAGAAGUGGUGCAGCAUUGAUCCUCUGCCUCUGGCUCGCUGCAACACAGGCAUGUGACCCCCUCAAGUGCGCUCCAGGCACUCCCAGGAGUGGCCUUGAGGCACUUCCAGUGACUUCCUCUUUCCUGUUUCCAAGCCCUGUGAGGAACAGAGUAUGAGUGUGUGUGUCUGGUGUUGGUGUAUCUGGUGCAGUUCGAUGCGUCAUCUUACUAACACGUGGCAGGCAGGGUGUUGACUUCUGGGGAGUGUUGCCUUUGCUAAUGGAUUCUUCAUGCAAAUUUUCUACCUUCAGGCGUGUGGAUUUGUAUAACAAUUGUUUAUAGAAUUGACUCAUGGGAGUAAAAUAACUGAAAAAUUAGAGACCUGGGGAUAAAGUUGCAAUAGAUUUUAAAAAUCUGUUUUCUUAUUGUAAUGUUACGUUUUUGUUUGUUUGUUUUUGGUAAUAGUUUAUAGUAGUUUUAUUACAUCCUGAGGUAAUAAAUAGACCCUAACGAUAAGGAAUAUUUUAAUUAUUUUGCAUGUAGAUGCCAUAGGAAAACGUUACAAAUACUUUUUAUCUGCAGUCUCAUGAAAUGAAAAGAUAUCUCAAUUCACGUGCAAGUGAUGAAAUCGUUUGCAAUCAAUUGUUGUAUAUACAAAAUAGUAAUUAAAUUAAUAUGGAGGAAAUGGGUAUUUGUCAUUCAGAUUGGGAGUAAAUAUCAUUAUAGCAAAAGUUUGUUAUAUCUUGAAGAGUUGGAAUAAUGUGUGGGUAGGUAGGGGAAAGAUGUGAUUUUAAUUUUUGCAGUACGCGUUUCUCCAUUUGAUAGAACUUGGUGCUGCAAUCCAGAAAUGCAUUGGUCUCUCUCCCAGAAGCUUCUCUGUGGGCCCAGUGGUAUGCUAAACAACUUGAUUUGAUAGUUGUUGAUGGUGUUUGUGGGUUUUAUUGUCCCUAAUGUAAUGUACUAACUUGUGUCUGUCUGUCAAGACCAUAGGAGAUUCCUUCCUUGUUAAAAAGUGUUGGAGGGGAAUUACUUCUACAUCAUAACGUAAAGCUUCUGACUUAGUUCUUUGCCCAUAUUACUUAUAGAAAGUCUUCAUAAUGUAGCAUUGUAAAUACUUUCAUUUACUUUUACUUUAAUAAAGUAUUAUGUUCAUAUUGGUGUAUAAGAAUAUAUUUAGUAAUAUUGUAUAGAAAUUUUGUGAAUUUCAUUUCCCUCCCUCUGUUUCAAUUUUGUUGUUGAUUUUUAAAGAAACCUUAUUCUUGUCAAUUAACUAAGAUUCCUUGAAUAUUAGUAUUAUGUAACCAAAUGCAGAUUGGAAAAAUAAUUGAAUCACUUGUUUAAUAAGUCAAGGAAGGAAUACUUUUCUGGUCUGGAUGAGGUAGUGUAUUCUCAUUGCAAUUUUUGUUCGAACAUGCCAUAAUGACAUUGUUUAGAUUAAGAAAGUACUUGUGAAAGGCAAACAGUCCUUCAGGAGCAUUUUCCAGAGUUGAGGCUUGAGAGUUGAAUAUGUAUGGUGUGUUCUUCUGAACGCUUCUGUUCCCAGAUCUGGGAUGCUUGAAUAGGCAAAUAGUCUGUUCCAAAGGGCUGGCUGCGCCCGGAACAGUGGUAGGUGCAGGUAAGGUCUCGGAACCAGCUGUUUCAUAAGUCACACCCACUGCUCUCGCUCUACAUGUUUUUAACGAAUCCACUAUCAGAAAGGUUGACUGACGCCUUCAAAAUUAGGCCUGUGGUUUUCUAAUUAUGUGGGUACAGAGUGAAGUUACCUAGUUGUCAUUUGUACAAUAACUCUUCUGGCUUAAAAUUGAUAUGUAUGUCCACAGCGUAUGUGAUUACAAUUAAAUUACCAACUUAAAAAUUUUAAUUCUUCAUAAAAUGCUAUUUGUUACGUUUCGCAAUAACAAUUCAUUAUUUUGCUGAAAAUGUUUGGCAAGUUUCUUUGUGCUGCGAACAUGCUGUUAAUUUUUUCGUGAAGAGCUAAUGUUUUGAGACAUGGACUUGUGACUUAUGAAGCAGAGCCCACUUGGGCUCGGCCAAGCCUAGUGCUGUAGAAAUAUCUCUCAGGGCCAUGGAUCAGCCAUGGACGCUGGACGUACCCAUGCCAAGCGUUCCAUGACAGGUAACGGCUCAGCUGUUGUGUGUGCUCCGUUGCCAGAUCGACUCCAUUAAAACGUCUGUUUUUCCCAUUUGCUUUUCAGCAGUUGUGUUGAGGAGAGCAUGGGUGAUGAGGUGUGCUGGACGAUGAUAAGAAGAGCUAGCUGGACGCACGCACGCCUUUUCUAAGCCAUUUUGACAUUCCACCACACUGAGGCUCUGAGCCUGCUGACAGUUUCUGUUGGAACCCCAAGUGUGUGCGGGGGGAGUGCUUUUGGAUUCUGGUGUGUGCUGAAUAUUGCUGUACUUUGUUACAUUUUAUUUUUUAGUAUCAUUUUCUUCACAGCCUUACAUUUGCCCUGGAAACAAUACUCUGUGGAUCUAACGUUUUUUAUUUUGUAUCUCCUUUAUUACAAAAUUUCUUUUUGAAUUUGUUUCACAGCGCAGAACUUUAUUUUAGCUACCCAAUAUGUUUUUUAAUGAUUAUGAUAACAUAAUUGAUGGUAGCUGUAAGUUUUCCAGAAUUCAAAUUUAUUUGCAUGGUCAUUGGAGGAUUUGUCAAAGGGAAUUCUUAAAAUCCAUUCAGUCACUUCCCAGUGUCCAAGCGCUCUUCUCCCAGGCACACAGGGGUCCCUACAUACCACACACAACCACACCAUCCACACUGUCCCAUCGCUUGCUGGUGAGUAGUCUCUUGACUUGUUUUUAAGUGUACUGGUAUCUCUGUAACCAAAGCCUUGAGCAAAACUUAACGUAUGGCCUCAGCCACCCUGUGAUAUGAGUUUCUACAUGGAGGGAAAUGCUCCUGAAUUUUUUUGAAGAGAUUUCCAUAAAGAGAUAUGUUCUGUUCUGUUUUUAUUAUUGCAGCAGUCAGUAGAAGUGAAGCUUUAAUACAGGAUUUGUUGACAAACUGUAAUUGUGUUAGUGCAUAGAAUAAUUCAGACUGUAGAAUUUAAAGCAUGCAAAAAUUAUUUCAUGUUUUGAGUUUAGUUGGUUGUAUUUGUUUUGUUUUUAUUUUAUUACUGAUAUUCUGGCGGAAGCGUGUGAGGAUGUUCUUGUAGUGCAAGUGCACACGUGUUUGGGUGUGUUCUGAAAGAAUGAAUGCAUCCUUCAAGUUUUUAAUUUUUUUCUUUCCAUUAAAACUCCUUUGCUCUCUGUUAAGUAUAGUAUGGAACUGCAUUGAUUAAACUCUGAUAGACUGCUGUUGAUUGUCUGUACUCUUUUAGGGCAUGGCUGCGACUUACUGUAACACAUAGUGUCUUGCCUAGCAGUUCCUGAUUCCAUUUUAGUCUUUUACAGAGAGGAACAAGCUUUUAUGUCUUAUCUGACUUAAUGAUUUUUUUCUUAAUUACUUGCUGCCAAAAUGUAAAACUAUUUUUUCACACAGUGGUGCAUCGUGCUAUACUUCAUUCUUUAUGAAUACUUGCUGAUACUUUUUAUGUUCGAUCAUCACUAGUGUUUUUGCAGGCUCCUAGCUAAUCAUAAUACCAGCAUGUUCAAAAUGUUCUGUUUUCAUGCAUGUAAGCUCUUUAGUUGAUCUUUAAUUUAAUUCAAUUGUUUUAUUGUAUUUAUAUUUUCAUUAUGGACAUCUGAUGUUUCCUUGCACUUCUUAAAGUCAUUCCUUUUUUUGUAAUGAUAUCAGAGCCACCAUUUCCUGUUUCUCCCUUCCUAUCCUAGGCAUUGCAUUUUAAGCAUUCAGGCUGAUGGUCCUUCGAAGAAAUAGCUAGGGCAGGCCAACGCACAUAUGCACAUUUGCAUUCAGUGCAAAUUCUGUUUCUGAACAGCCACCUAGAACAUGCGGUGUGCUUUUUGUUCACAGGAGUGUGCGAUCUGGAUGACAAGGUGUAUUGCAUUGGGGGCUGGAAUGGCCAGGCAGGCAUCAAACAGUGUGAUGUUUAUGACCCUGAUACCAACAAGUGGGCAAGCAUUGCCCAGUUGCUCACAGGUCGCUAUCAGGCUGGAGUAUGUGCAAUGGAUGGUAAACUAUUUGCUGCUGGUGGCUGUGAUGCAUGGAAUUGCCUCAAUACUGUGGAAGUAUAUGACCCCAAAGAGAAUAAAUGGGAGUUUGCCAAGAACAUGAUCACUGCUCGAAGAGGUUGUGGACUUGCUUAUUUCAAAGGCAAACUGUAUGCGGUGGGUGGCUCUGAUGGCAGCCAUUCUCUGUCGUCCACAGAGAUUUUUGACCCCAAAGACCAGACAUGGACACCUGGACCCAGUAUGACAACACCUCGAGCCAAUGUAGCUGUAGCUGUCAUUGGCAACAGGUUAUAUGCUGUCGGUGGCUUUUCAGGCAAGACUUUCCUGAACAGUAUAGAGUACCUGGAUGAGUCUACUGAUGAGUGGACAACCUUUGUUCCAAAAAUAUCUCUCUCGACUGAGGCAGAGCGUGCAAGGCUGCUGGAACACAGUGUUGCAGCUUUUGCAGAAUCACUCAACUCCCAUCCUCUUGACAUGACGGAAAGCACCCCAGAAGUUCCCUGCUCAGUUCCAAGUUAGAGGCUUGUUAUGCCAUCGAACACCACCAAUCUGUGUUUGUGAUAAAAAGACUUACUAUUUCUGUGUGUCUCUGUAUAAAAUGGUCUCCUUGUUUUCUCCCUCUUUGAAAUCGAGGUGUUUCUUGUAUAGUCUGUUGUGCUAUCUUUGUACCACUUACUACAUCUGACCACAGUAUUAAAUGCAGUUAUUGGCAUUGGCUUGACACUAGAAAUAUUAUUGGUUCCUGUAAAACUUUUUGUAUGUUCAAGAUUGCAUUUUAUUUUUUUCAAAAUUAGUUCCUGUCUGGAACCAAAAUUGUUGAAUGGGAAGCCUGUUUGCCCAGAAGAGCCAAUAUUCAGUGAUCUCGAAUUGACUUUGUCAUAGUAUGAUUUGAUUUGUUUAUUGUAUGUACAUUACCAAACCAUGAAUUGCAUUUAUCAGAAAAGAACAGGGUUUGACUGAGUCUCAAUUUUAUGGAUUUCGACAAUUGACCACCAUUUGUAAUUAAUCAUCAAUAUUAUUUUUCUGAACAUGUUUAGUAAUUUUCUAUGACAUCAACCUUUUUACAGAAGAAAAAUAUAUUCUAUGUAAAAUUGAUUUUCAAGUAUUAAAUGAGUAAUCAUCAUAGGUCUAAUGUUGAAAUAUUAUUUGUGAAGUACAUGCAUUAUGAUUGUAUAAUGGAUGUAGAGCAUGAUGCAGUAGUAUUACUCCUUGCAUUAUGAAUAAAAUUCUAAGGAGU
Molecule: messenger RNA, 6731 nt
Organism: Gryllus bimaculatus (two-spotted cricket)
Lineage: Eukaryota; Metazoa; Arthropoda; Insecta; Orthoptera; Gryllidae
Source: the annotation of a GenBank genome assembly